AUGUUUACUGUUUAUCGGCAAAGAGGCGGCUUUGGUCAACCAAUAUUUGCAGACAAAGAUUUUUCAGUGUCAUCCUGUUUGACCUCAGGAAGACACUCAAAGCUUUACAAUGGAGAUAUAUGCAAGAAUUUUCUUUCUUCUUUUAUGUUUUAUGACAUAUGGGUCUUCAAAUGCUGCAGGUUGCACUGAGCUUCCAAAAUUAGGUAAUGCAGAAGUUUCUCCUGGUUUAUUGAAAACCAACUACUCUUCUGGUGAUAAACUAGAGUACAGCUGCAAGCAUGGCUAUGUCUCUCUGCGAAAAAUCAGCUACAUAUGUGAUGGUAAAAAAUGGAUUAAACUGCAUGAGGCAGAAUGUACGCUCAAACGCUGUGAGCAGCCUGCAGAUAUUCCAAAUGGCCAAUACAGUAUUGUGAAUGGUAAUAACUUUGUUUUCGGAACAACCAUCAAGUAUACCUGCAAAGAGGGCUUCCAGAUGACGAGUCGGUUUGACAGCAGAACAUGUCGCCUUGGCGGUUGGGAUAACCAUUUACCUGAAUGUGAAGAGGCAACAUGUCUUCCAGACAAAAUAGGGGACAACAUCAAAGUGGAGGGACUCCCUGGUUAUGGGGAUUUAUUCCGAUUUGGACACAGGCUGAAAUUUUCAUGUGAUGAAAAACUGCUAAUUUUGAGGGGAGCAAAAGAAAUUAAGUGCCAGUCAAAUGGAAAAUGGAGCAGUCCUUUUCCUAAGUGUGAAGAGGUAACAUGUACUAAAAAUGCAACUGAGGACAACAUCAUAGUGCAGCGAAUCCCUGAUCAAGAGGGUUCUAUUAAAUAUGGACACAUGUUAAAAUUCUCAUGUCUUCAUGAAGGGCUGUUUUUAAAAGGAAAGAAAAACAUCACCUGCCAGGCAAAUGGAGAAUGGAGUGACCCAUAUCCUAAAUGUGAAGAUAUUUAAGCAUCAGUUCAAUGUGUUGAACUUCUCCUCUGUCUUACCAAAGCCAUCCAGAAAUCACUCUGGACCCCACUCACCCUGCCCACUACCUUUUUGAACUGUUGCCUUCUGGCUGACGCUUCAGAGCUCGGAGAACCAGAACAGUCAGGCACAGGAACAGUUUUUUUCCCCCAGGCUAUCCAUCUCAUGAACAGUUAAAACUGCCCCUUUGAGCAAUAAUUACAUCCUACCUCUUCUGCCAUUACAUUCCCUUGUAGUGUAUAUAACCGAUUUUUAUUUAGAUUCACACACACACGCAAAAGUUUGCAUACCCUGGCAGAAAUUGUGAAAUUUUGGCAUUGAUUUUGAAAAUAGGACUGAUCAUGCAAAAAAACCCUGUCUUUUAAGGAUAGUGAUCAUAUGAAGCCAUUUAUCAUCACAUAGUUGUUUUGCUCGUUUUUAAAUCAUAAUGGUAACAGAAAUCACCCAACUGGCCCUGAUCAAAAGUUUACAUACCCUUGAAUGUUUGGCCUUGAUACAGACACACAAGGUGACACAGGUUUAAAUGGCAAUUAAAAGGUUGAUUUCCCACACCUGUAGCUUUUUAAAUUGCAAUUAGUGUUGGUGUAUAAAUAGUCAAUGUGUUUGUUAGCUCUCACUUUGAUGCACUGAGCAGGCUAGAUACUGAGCCAUGGGGAGUAGAAAAGAACUGUCAAAAGACCUGCGUAAUAAGGUAAUGGAAAUUUAUAAAGAUGGAAAAGGAUCUAAAAAGAUAUCCAAAGCCUUGAAAAUGCCAGUCAGUACUGUUCAAUCACUUAUUAAGAAGUGGAAAAUUUGGGGGAUCUCUUGAUACCAAGCCAAGGUCAGGUAGACCAAGAAAGAUUUCAGCCACAACUGCCAGAAGAAUUGUUCAGCAUACAAAGAAAAACCCACAGGUAACCUCAGGAGAAAUACAGGCUGCUCUGGAAAAAGAUGGUGUGGUUGUUUCAAGGAGCACGAUAUGACGAUACUUGAACAAAAAUUGGCUGCAUGGUCAAGUUGCCAGAAAGAAGCCAAUGCCACAAAAAAGCCUGGUUACAAUAUGCCUGACAACACCUUGACACGCCUCGCAGCUUCUGGCACACUGUAAUUUGGAGUGACGAGACCAAAAUAGAGCUUUAUGGUCACAACCAUAAGCACUAUGUUUGGAGAGGGGUCAACAAGUAUUGUGCUCCUUGAAACAACCACACCGUCUUUUUCCAGUGACAACCACAUUUAAAUGCAGGAGUGAAUCCCCUAAAUCAUCGUCCCAUGUGUACGAAAUACAGGACUGACUCCCGCAAUUGCGAUGACUGACAAGUGUAGCCAUAGCAGCGCUGCAGCUUCUCACACCUGUGAAAUCUGAAUGCCACCAGUUUAACCCGUUUUUAGUUUACUGUUUUUGAACAAAGAGAUUAUCCACCACAGAUGUAUUAUCCGACAAUGUUUAGUUAGCUGCCGUCGUCAGAAUCGCUGUGUUUUGUUUAUGCACAUAUACUGUAAACGGCUGUUGUUAAACUGCCUCCCAUGGCUCCACCU
This is a messenger RNA of Myxocyprinus asiaticus (Chinese sucker), 2467 nucleotides long. Its product is annotated as complement factor H-like. The transcript is spliced from 7 exons. NCBI's taxonomy places the organism in Eukaryota, Metazoa, Chordata, Actinopteri, Cypriniformes, Catostomidae. The coding region runs from base 110 to 934 and encodes 274 amino acids. The record is from RefSeq and is a predicted model, not a curated record.